This is a messenger RNA of Dalotia coriaria, 1952 nucleotides long. Its product is annotated as trichohyalin-like. The record is from RefSeq and is a predicted model, not a curated record. Bases 211 to 1842 code for a protein of 543 amino acids. The transcript has 9 exons. Lineage: Eukaryota; Metazoa; Arthropoda; Insecta; Coleoptera; Staphylinidae.
CAAUUGUGAUUUUAGCUCACUACUCGUCUCGCUACUCCACUAUCCACAAUCCACUUGAUUACGUGUCUUGUGGAUUGCACCAGCAGGCGAAUCAGUACUUUAUUUACACUUAUUUUAUCUCUGGGAGUAAAACUUCAGUUCACAACCGACAACUGUGACAAUAAUACCUUUAUACUCCAAUAUUUUUCACUUUACUUUACAUUUACCAAAAUGUUUCAAGAAAUAAAAUCACCGAAAGGGAUGAACACGCUAACAAAACCACCACCAAACAUGAUGGACAUAGCAAUGCCACAUUUAAAUAAUAAUUACGCCCAUCAUGCAAGAACACCGAAUACAAAUUAUUCCGAAAGAUGGAUGCAAUAUCGUAAGCAUGAUGAGAACGCAUAUCGACUCGCAACCAUAAAGUUCGCACAAGAAUCUCAACAUGCGAAAUCAUUUGCACAACAUGAAGAAUUCCUCGUGCGCCAACAAUUGCGCGAUCGUAUUCAAACGAAACUCAAAGCGAAGAUUCAAGGCUAUCAAGACGCAUUAGAGCAGCGUCGCGAAAGGUUACGAAACAUAAUGGCGGAUGAAGAACAGACGUACGUCCGCGACACGAUCGACAAAGCUCAACGCGUCGACGAGAGUAAAUACGCUGACAUGAUGCAGCGUUCCGAAGCGUUGAAAGCAGCGAAGGAAGCCGAGCGACUCGAGAUCGUCAAACAGAAACGCAUCCAACAAUACAGUCAGCGAUGCGUCGAAUUGCGUCCGUUCCUUACACGUAAGUGGACUGAGGAGAGCAAACUUUGUCAACUGCAACAAAUGCGCGAGAACGAAGCGCGUCGACAGUCCGAAACGGAAAUCAACCGGAUGUGGGAUAAUCUGUUGAAGAAACAAGACGAGGCGUUUAUGGAAAGAGAAGUGCAGGAAGCUAUCAUCAAGUACAAUCGUUGUAAGAAGGACAUGGAUAUUUUAACGAUGCAAAUUCGUGCGAAGAAACACUGCAAUGAAAUGAACCGUGAACUGGAACGUGCCAAUUUCGAAGAGGCGCAGAGGAUGUUAGCCAUACAAAAUCAACAAGAACGAGAUGAAAUGCAGCGUAAAAUAGAUAAACGUAUUCAGGCUGCAGAAGAUCUCAAACGUCAAAUAAAUUUCCAAAAACAAUUUAUGGAUCAACGUAAAAAAGAAGAAAUUGCGCUGGAUAAUGCUUUCGCUAAACUAUCACUGCUGGAGCUUCAGCGUGAGAAAGACAAGAUUGUCGAUAAUAAAGGUCGCUUGCAGAAAGAAACAGAAGUCUAUAAGCACCAUCUUGAACAUUUGCGUCAACAGCGUAAGCAAGAAGAAGACGAAUUGAAUCAACUCAUCAACGAAUUUCAACGCGCCGCGCAAUCUAAACAAGACGAAACUAUAUGCAAAUAUAAACUGGGACGUAAGAAGUUAAUCGAGGAGGUAAUGCGUGAACGUGCGGAGCAAGUACGUGCAAAUCGCCAGAAAGCCGAAAAGGAAUUGGAAUUUAAAAAGGUCGAGAAUGAAAUGAUGAGAGACAUCUUUGAAACUAAUAAGAGGUUGCAUGAUGAAGCCGAAAAGAUUCGACAGAUGACUGUGAAGCAGUAUAGGAAUGACUUGAAUCAACAGAUUGAAUAUAAUUAUACGCUCAAGAAACGUGAAAUGGAAGAAGCAGAGCGACGGCUUCAACAGGGACUUGAAGAUGAAAGGAAACUGGAAGCUUUGGUGCAGGAAUUAAUUAAAGAAAAUAUUGCAACGCCGCUGGAGCAUCCAUUCCGUCAAGCUUUGACGGAAUAUGACUGCAAGUGUGAUGAUUCAGCUCAAAAUAAAAUUAAAACAAAUAAAAGUAACUUUUGAUAUUAAAACUCAUAUACACUUUGUGAAAUGAUUGAAUUUUGUGUGAAAAUAUAAAUUUUUGAUGGUUUUUGAUCAUUUACGGCUUAAUAAAAAUAUUUUGAAAAUUUAAA